Molecule: messenger RNA, 1488 nt
Organism: Danaus chrysippus (African queen)
Lineage: Eukaryota; Metazoa; Arthropoda; Insecta; Lepidoptera; Nymphalidae
Source: the annotation of a GenBank genome assembly
AUGUUAUUGACGAUAUUGAGUUUUGUUACUCUAUUACUGUUAUUAUUUUUGAUUAUUGGAUGGUAUAAUAAUAACUAUUGGAAGAAACGCGGUGUUGUUUUCUACAAUGGAAACGUAUUGAAUUCAAUACUUUAUGAUUUUUUUACUGGCAAGAAACCAUUUUUCAUACACCUCCAUGACAUCUAUAAGAAGUAUCCAAACGACCCGGCCGUUGCGGUUGGACUAUUCUCUAUACCAGUUCUAUACGUGAAAGACCCCACCAAUAUCCAGUACAUAUUAUCAUCAGAAUUCAACUCGUUCAAUCACAGAGGUAUUGAAACAAAUGAAAGUGAUGUUUUGGCGAAAAAUACAUUAUUUCAAAAUGGCAAAAUAUGGAAGCUUUUACGAGAAAACAUGACGCCUCUUUUUACUUCAUCUAAAUUAAAAAACAUGUUUUAUAUUAUGGAUAAAAGUGCACAAGAUUUCGUGAAAUACUUAAAGAAUGACAGGGAACUAAGACAAUAUAACACUUAUCAGAAAAUAUCGAUGUUUUGCUGUGCAGCUAUCUGUGGAACAGUAUUCGGUAUUGGUACUGAUUCAAUUUUUGAUUUACCGUUUUUAAAGAUCGCACAGAAAAGUUUAAAGUCAACUCUGAAAAUCAAUAUGCGUUUUGCAUUAUCCACUUUAUCGAAAACUUUAUUCAAUAAAUUUAAAAUACACUUCUUUAAAGAAUAUGAAGAAUUUUUUAUUGAAGCCAUUAAACAGGUCAUACAUCAACGUGAACAAGACAAUAUAAAAAAACAUGAUUUCGUUGAUAUUUGGUUAGCAUUACAUAAAAGUGGAAAACUUAAGGACCCAGACAAUGGUUUCGAAUUAGAAACUACAAAUGAAUUACUUGCCGCCCAAGCAUUUUCGUUCUUUUUAGCCGGAGUAGAACCGACUGCCACAGCUAUGUUCGCUACUUUAUUUGAAUUAGCUAAACACCCAGAUAUACAACAAAAUAUUCACGCAGAAAUUGAUAGUGUUUUUGAAAACCAUAAUGGUUCAUUAACAUAUGAAAUUAUUUCUGAAAUGGUAUACUUAGACAUGGCUAUAAAAGAAGCUAUGAGAUUACAUCCAUCUAUUGCUACAUUAUCAAGAAGAUGUGUUCAAAAUACUGUGUUACCGACUGGAAAUAUAGUUGUAGAAAAAGGUACAAAGAUAUUUAUACCGGUAUACGAACUUCAUCACGAUGAGAAAUACUUUCCCGAUCCAGAAUCAUAUAAGCCUGAAAGAUUCUUAAGAGAAAACAAACAUGAAAUCUUAGAAUUUACUUAUCUGCCUUUUGGUAAAGGAAACCGAACUUGUAUUGGUAUGCAAUACGCAAAUAUGCAAAUAAAAACUGGCUUAGUUCACAUGUUACGACAUUUUACUGUCCACACUGAUAUCCAUCAAGGAAAACAUAAAUAUUUGAAACACCUAAUUCAAUUAAGAUUGGAUCAUAUAGACAUAAAAUUUUUAAGAAGAUAA